Molecule: messenger RNA, 2683 nt
Organism: Nymphaea colorata (pocket water lily)
Lineage: Eukaryota; Viridiplantae; Streptophyta; Magnoliopsida; Nymphaeales; Nymphaeaceae
Product: succinate dehydrogenase [ubiquinone] flavoprotein subunit, mitochondrial
Exons: 16
Coding region: 341-2260 (639 amino acids)
Biological process (GO): tricarboxylic acid cycle; mitochondrial electron transport, succinate to ubiquinone
Molecular function (GO): electron transfer activity; flavin adenine dinucleotide binding; succinate dehydrogenase (quinone) activity
Source: RefSeq, a predicted model, not a curated record
AAAUUUAUGCUUUACUCGAAAGAUUAAACUUGGAACUUGAGCUGGGGAGCUGGAAAAACUACAGUCAAGGUUCCUCCUGUUAACAGCACUAGCCCACGCCUGGGCUCGGGAGUUGAUCGGGAGAUUCGAAAAGGCGUCGGCCUGGGUGGUUCCGUUCACGAGCCCGAUUCUCCUCUUCCAUUUUUUUCCUAGAGUGGCUUGGGAGUGAGUUCUUCUCUGACCCUCCGUCGCGCCGGCUGCCUGCCUUCCCUCUCCUCCCUUCCCUCGGCCUACUCCUCCGCCUGCUUGCCUCGUACCUCUUUCUCUCGAUUACCUACCUGUUCCUGGGAGGCGAAGAAGGAUGUGGCGCUGCGUCUCUCGUGGCCUUCGCCUUGCGUCCCAGAAACCCCGCUCCUCCGCGUCGUUUCUCAAUGGAGCUCCCCCUUCCAGCCUCUUCAGAUCGUUCUCCUCUUCCUCCACGGCAGCGGGAGAGCGGUCAUCGUACACGAUUGUAGAUCACACAUAUGACGCGGUGGUCGUCGGAGCAGGAGGCGCCGGCCUCAGGGCGGCUAUUGGACUCUCUGAACACGGCUUUAACACCGCCUGCAUCACGAAGCUCUUCCCCACUCGUUCCCACACCGUCGCCGCUCAGGGAGGCAUAAAUGCAGCUUUGGGGAAUAUGACUGAGGAUGAUUGGAGGUGGCAUAUGUACGACACUGUCAAAGGAAGUGACUGGUUAGGUGAUCAAGAUUCAAUUCAGUACAUGUGCAGAGAGGCUCCUAAAGCAGUUAUUGAGCUUGAACAUUAUGGUUUACCAUUUUCUCGGACAGAGGAAGGGAGAAUAUAUCAACGUGCAUUUGGUGGCCAGAGCCUGAACUUUGGGAAAGGUGGCCAGGCAUAUCGUUGUGCAUGUGCUGCUGAUCGAACUGGACAUGCCAUGCUUCACACACUAUAUGGUCAAGCUAUGAAGCAUAAUACACAAUUUUUUGUUGAGUAUUUUGCAUUGGAUUUGAUCAUGGAUAGCGAUGGUUCUUGCAGAGGAGUAAUUGCUCUUAAUAUGGAGGAUGGUACUCUUCAUCGGUUCCGUGCAGCUAAUACCAUCUUGGCCACAGGGGGGUACGGCAGGACAUAUUUCUCUGCAACUUCUGCUCAUACCUGCACUGGGGAUGGUAAUGGAAUGGUGGCUCGUGCUGGGCUACCUCUACAGGACCUUGAGUUUGUGCAAUUCCAUCCUACUGGUAUUUAUGGUGCUGGUUGCCUCAUUACUGAAGGGUCUCGUGGUGAAGGUGGCAUUCUUCGGAACAGUGAGGGUGAAAGAUUUAUGGAGAGAUAUGCCCCAACAGCAAAAGAUCUUGCAUCAAGAGAUGUUGUUUCAAGGUCAAUGACUAUGGAGAUUCGUGAGGGUCGUGGUGUAGGACCAUUGAAGGACCACAUAUAUCUCCAUUUAAAUCAUCUGCCACCAGAUGUACUGAAGGAGAGACUUCCUGGUAUUUCCGAAACUGCUGCCAUUUUUGCUGGUGUUGAUGUUACGAAAGAACCUAUCCCUGUUUUGCCAACUGUUCACUAUAAUAUGGGUGGUAUACCUACAAACCACCAUGGAGAGGUGGUCCAUAUUAAAGGAGACAACCCAGAUGCUGUUGUACCUGGACUACUGGCUGCAGGUGAAGCAGCUUGUGCAUCAGUUCAUGGAGCCAAUAGGCUUGGGGCAAAUUCUCUUCUUGACAUUGUUGUCUUUGGUCGAGCUUGUGCCAAUAGGGUUGCAGAAACUUGUAAGCCAGGUGAUCAGCAGAAACCUUUAGGCAAGGAUGCUGGGGAGAGAACCAUUGCAUGGUUGGAUAAACUAAGGAACUCAAAUGGUUCAUUGCCUACUUCAAAGAUACGUUUGAAUAUGCAAAGAGUGAUGCAAAAUAAUGCUGCUGUAUUUCGCACACAAGAAACUUUAGAAGAAGGUUGUAAGCUGAUUGACCAAGCAUGGGAGAGUUUCCAUGAUGUGAAGAUACGUGACAGGAGCCUGAUCUGGAACUCAGAUUUGAUUGAGACAAUAGAACUGGAAAACCUUUUGAUAAAUGCAUGUAUCACUAUGCACUCUGCGGAGGCAAGAAAGGAAAGCAGAGGAGCACAUGCUCGGGAAGAUUUCGCAACGAGGGAUGACGCAAACUGGUUGAAACAUUCAUUGGGGUACUGGGAAAAUGGCAAGGUUCGGCUGUCAUACAGACCUGUUCACAUGAACACAUUGGAUGAUGAAGUUGAAUCAUUUCCGCCGAAGGCACGCGUCUAUUGAGCUACAUGCAGGGUACAAGCAGGUGGUUCAUCCUGUAAUAAGAGCAGUUCCAAUAAGUAUGGAUGAUUAUCCAAAAGUCCCUUCCAUGUUCACGGUUAGGUCGUUACAAAGGCAUGGGUGGUGUGAUGUUUCGGAUUCACGUAAUGAAUGCAUUGGUUCUUUCCGGUGCAAAGAUACUUUUCCUUUAGAGUCUGCUCUUUUGGACCUUUUAACUAUUUGUUCUGAUCAUUCAGAGUCAGCUGUCGGUGAAAAAGAGAAGCAAAUUUUCUGAAAUCAUCAGGCAUGUCUUUGCACUAUUUAGAACAUGUAUUGUGAGACUGCCUAAUUUCUUUCCUUGUGGAGGAGAACCGUGACAAUACUGAUCUCUGUGUGUGUGUACACACAUUUCAUUUUGUCAAUUGUUUGUUCACUUGUUCUGAUCUA